Messenger RNA from Pocillopora meandrina, 1429 nucleotides. NCBI's taxonomy places the organism in Eukaryota, Metazoa, Cnidaria, Anthozoa, Scleractinia, Pocilloporidae. The record is from the annotation of a GenBank genome assembly.
AUGCGGGGAAGUUAGAGCACAGGUGAAGAGGAAGAAGAGGUGGAGCUAAGUAAUUAUUUGUCCCACAUCCUGGAUUUUAAAAUCCCUGAAGGUAAAAAAAUAAACUUUUUCACCACAUCAAGUUGUUAGACUUUCUUAUCAUUAUGAUAAAAACAAUCCAGCCUUACAUAUGAUUACAUCUCGGGGAAAGAUGACCAAUGCUUCAUCCUUUCAACAGACGGCGAUGUUAAAUUUACCUACGAGUCCGUUGAGACCUUAAUUGAUCAAAUCUGCGAGGAUGGUAUCAGAUAUUUGACUAUGCUACAGGCUAUUGGUUUUAAAAGGUUUGUGUUGUUAUUUGAGCUUGAUGAGUAUGAUAACCAUAUCCAGUCAAUUUUAUCUUGAAGAUAUCUUUUUUUAGUAAAGGAAUCGAACAGAAAAGUUAUGCUUCAGCGAGAUAACACCUCUAUUUCAGUCAGCCUUAUAAUUGUCUUCUAUUGGAUUUAAUUCCUUUUUCUACUUUAGGUGACUAAUCAUAUGCUUGGCACAGUCUUGUGCUGUCCCGGAUGCUUCAGCUUGUAUAGAUGUGAGGCUUUGAGGGAUGUUUUAAAAGAGUUAGCUACCCUCGCAAAAGGUCCCUUGGAAUAUCUUUUCAGAGACUUGGGUAAGGUUCAUUCUCACCUCUUUAUUUACCCUACUCCGUUAUUUAUUAAUUAGAACUCUUCGAUCACUGCAUUUACUUUGUGCUAAUGAAAGAUAGAUAGUAAAAUUAAUAAGUGAAUGAAUUAUUAGUGCCCCCUACUUUCUUUUCCUCCUGGACCCACGAUUGUCACCAUCAACCCCCUUAUGCAGUAAUCGUGACACAAUUAUGCUCGUAGAAAACUAUGUGCAGCGUCCACUCAUAGCUACUUGAAACUGUACUCUAAUCAGUUGUUCACUUGCUAGUUCGUUUCUAAUCUGCACAUAACUUGUAUUCAUUCCAUUCACAAAUUGCACGUGAAAGAGAAAGAUUCGCUGAAAUAACAACAACGCGACUAUUACAAAGAUGAUAUUGACCGAACAACCGAAAUACUGCAUGCUUACAAGUUAUUGUGCCUUCUAAAUAGAAAGGAAAACUUGUCCUAACGAAACGACAGUGUAACUCCAUAACAAAACAUGUGCUUUUCGUGGGAAAGAGCGCCCGCGAUAUUUUGCGUGCGGUCACCGAAGACCACACCAUAUAACGUUUACUUUCUGUCUCUUACACUAAGCAUAUUUGGAGUUUGCUAAAAUCAACUAAGUCACAGCCAUUUUUUAAGGGGAAGACCGUUGGCUUUGUACACUGAUGAUACAACGCGGCAAACGAUUGACAUAUUGUGCUAUUGCAAAUAACAGCACUUACUGCCCGGAGAGCUUUGAAGAAUUUUAUAAAAAAGGAGACGAUGGACGCUAUCUUCGCUCACCAACUUAG